Messenger RNA from Gymnogyps californianus (California condor), 3396 nucleotides. It is a transcript of the gene PPHLN1, whose product is annotated as periphilin 1. Gene Ontology annotation, biological process: protein localization to heterochromatin; negative regulation of gene expression, epigenetic; negative regulation of DNA-templated transcription. The coding region runs from base 82 to 1227 and encodes 381 amino acids. Lineage: Eukaryota; Metazoa; Chordata; Aves; Accipitriformes; Cathartidae. The transcript is spliced from 10 exons. The record is from RefSeq and is a predicted model, not a curated record. Gene Ontology annotation, cellular component: nucleoplasm.
AACGUCUAGGGAGCGCCGGAAGCGGCGGGAGGAGGUAAUUGAAUGGGUCUCCAGAAGCGGAGUUGCUAAAACUGACAGAAAAUGGCAUAUCGAAGAGAUGAAAUGUGGUCUGAAGGGCGAUACGACUAUGAAAGAGUUCCAAGAGAACGUCUCCCUCCAAGGAUUCAUCCUGAUGAUGAUUACCAUAGAGUAGUAAACAUUGUGCCGAAGAAACCACCACUGCUCGAAAGACCUGGGGAUGGCAAUUACAGUCGGUAUGAUGAUUACAGUCACGCUGAGUACAGAGACUAUGAAGAGGGUCGCAGUUUUGCCCAUGACCGAAGAAGUGGCCCUCCACACCGAGGUGUACAUAAGGAUGAAUCGGGAUACAGAUGGCCAAGGGAUGAUCAUCCUAUAAGUCGGCAGCCUGAAUACAGGGACAUCAGAGAUGGCUUCAGAAGAAAAAGCUUCUAUCCUUCUCAUUAUAUGAGAGAGCGGUCCCCUCAUAAGAGGGACUCUCCUUUCUUCAGGGAAUCGCCAGGGAGCCGAAGGGAUUCUCCGCACAGCAGAUCUGGCUCUAGUGUCAGCAGCAGGAGCUACUCUCCUGAAAGAAGCAAAGCCUAUCCUUUCCACCAGUCCCAGCAUAGCAGAAGUAUGUCAUCUUUACAUAAAAGAAAUAUUUCUUCUCAGCAAGGUAAAGAGAGGAUGUCAGUUCAAUCACUGAAAACAUCAAGAGAUGCAUCACCUUCAGGCUCCACAGCAGUACCGUCAUCAAAGGCCUUGGAUAAGAGCAACAGACUAUCGGAAAAGGAACUUGCAGAAGCUGCAAGCAAGUGGGCAGCUGAAAAGUCAGAGAAGGCUGAUGAAAGCAAUUUACCUGAAAUAACAGAGUAUGAGGCUGGAUCUUCAGCUCCAUUAUACAUCGAACAAACAGAGGAAGCAGAAACGAAUAUAACGGAUGGUACGGAAUUAUAUGAGGAUGGCCAGCUUCUUGGUCGCUCAAAAGCAAUUGCAACUAAGACAAAGGAGAUUGAACAGGUCUACAGACAAGACUGUGAAACCUUUGGCAUGGUAGUGAAGAUGCUAAUUGAUAAAGAUCCAUCAUUAGAGAAGUCCAUUCAGUUUGCCCUGAGGCAGAAUUUGCAUGAAAUAGGUGAGCGAUGCAUUGAAGAACUGAAACAUUUCAUUGCUCAGUACGAUGCUGCCAAUCAAGAUCUAUCAGAAUCCUUCAAAGAGGGCUCAUACUAAGGACAAAAAUAUGCUUUUAGAUCCUCUGCAUUGUGUAUGCCACUAAUACAUAAAUCUGCUUUUUGCGGGGAAAGAGGAGAUCUUGUUGGAGAUUUGAACCCAAGGCCUGUGCUCCUUUGUAGUAGCUCGGGUGGCUAUAUCUUGUUCACUGUGGUCUCCACAAUUGUAUUCUUCCUACCUGUACUUGUUGACAUAUAUUCCUUUGAAAGGAUGUUCUUUUCAAAAAUGCUGUAAAGUGACAAACUAUUUUUGAAACCUUUACACAGUUACCUAGGAAAAAAUGUUCAGUCCGAUGUAUGUACACUUAUGUUUUGAUGUUUAUAAGUGUAACUUCAAACACUGUAUUUUUUAUUAAAAUAACAAGAAGCAGCUCUUCAUUCCUCAACUUACGCAGAAAUACGUCUUGUUUUCAUAUAUACUAUAGGAAGGGAAGACUUGCAAAAUUGGUCACAACUAUGAUUUAAAUUAUUUAUUAUAGUUUAAUUUUAAACUUCAGAUUCAUUCUGUAAAAUUACACUAGCGGUUAUCUCUAGUCUCUGACUGCCAGGGCAACUCUACCUACUUGAUAUAAGAAGUGCUGUAUUUUUGUUCUAAUUGCAGGUUCUGCAAAUGCCUUUUAAAUUUUAGUGUUUUUGUAUCACGAGUCAUUACUAGUAAGCAGUAUUAUGUAGGAUGAAUUCCAUUUUUUGUUACUAUUUGCUACUAAACGUUUCCUUUGUUAUGUUUUUGACUACACCUUACAGAGUAUAACUGCAGGCAGCCACUGAGCAGGGAAAGGUCCCUUCUCCUACUCGCUCCCUCUCCCCCCUUACGCCUUCUCACCACUUUUCAUCCGUCAGUUUUAACAGUUAGGAGGCUGUGUGUAAUCUUUAUUUCCGACAUCAAGAAGGAGCAGGAAUUUGGGGUGGCAAGGUGGGGCAAGGAAAGAGAGCAGGACCACCUCUUUAGGAACUCCAAGUUGCUUUGGAUUAGGUGUAACGUGAAGUUGAACCCUAAGGCCCCAAAUUCAGCAUCGUUUCAAACCUAGGUGAUUCUGGGUAACGUCUGGCACCACUUUUGACCUGAUAGAGCAACUUGUAGUUGGGGAACAGUGCUUGAGGAGAGUCAAGAGGCUGCCAGGGCUACGUGAUUACUUUUCAGAGAUGAAAAAUAUUUAGGACUCAUUGGCGGUAUCCUGACUAUUGAAUUGUGCACAGCUUUACAUUUAAUAAGGUACUGGGUUUUAUGAACGUUUUAUGAAAGGGAUAAUUUGAGUCAUAAUUACAAAGAGGUAAGUAUAAGCACGAUUGUUUUGUAUAUAUUUGCAUUUAGAAACACAUGAAAUGCUGUAAAAGGACUAAUGAGCAAAGCUCACCGUUUCCAAAGUGCACAGUAUUUUUAAAUUAAAGUCAUUGAAUUCAGCCCCCUUAUCAAGAUAGCUUCUCAAAUUUCAUCAGAAUGGUGUGCAGAAAAGUAAAUGAAAUAGCAAUGAUUUUGCAUGUGCAAGGUACUGUAUGUAUCACAGCGUCUUACACAUGCAAAUCUUGAUAUGGUGUAUUAAAUAUGUAUUACAUCAGAUUCCUGAGAUGCCUGAUUAGUUUUUAUGUCAGCAGGGUGUGGGUUUGCAGUUGGCUUUUGUUGGUUUCUAAGAGCUCACAUUGCUCAAAGGAGAUGACCUGCAACUUACCUUGUUGGCACCUGGGAUUGUGUGGGCUGCACAGUGAGUGGGAAUCAGCUCACAGAUCCUACAGGAUGCUAAUUUGGAGAGGGAGAGAGGGGAAGAGAGGCAACCUGUUGUGGCACAGUAGCUAGGCCUGGCCCGCCCCUUCUGGCAACAACCUGGUUUGCUGAGAUCAGUCAUGAACCCGCAGGCAAAGUCUUCUCCGAGGCAGAAACGUAACUACAGCGCUUCACUACUUGUCUACAGGACCGAGAGCCUUCAGGGUGUUACAGCAGAGUUUCUGCUUUGGGUUAGAAAUGCUAAUGAAAAAAAUACUGAAAUCAUGUUUAAUAUAUUUUUGAUUAAAAAUGUCCGUUAUUGCUGUACAGUUUGUUAGGAGUCUCCUUUGUUAGAAGCCUGAUUAAAUUUACUAUGAUAAAAGUAUCUGAUUUUUCAAGUGCUUUUCUGUAAAGUAAGACCUAAGCUUACAAUCACAGAAUAUCUCAAGUUGGAAGGGACCCAUAAGGAUC